Molecule: messenger RNA, 1263 nt
Organism: Nematocida minor
Lineage: Eukaryota; Fungi; Microsporidia
Exons: 1
Coding region: 1-1263 (420 amino acids)
Source: RefSeq, a predicted model, not a curated record
AUGGACAUGAAGAGCAGUACAAAUGACAAAAAUUUAGACCCUAGAGAAACAGAAGAUUGUUCCCAGAAGUGUGAAGAGAAUUCUAAAGAUGUGGAGAUUGUUUAUAAGAGCGAAAGUAUAUUUAUCUCUGUAUCAGAGCUUGAUAUGUCGUCUGCAAGCAAAAAAGAAAAGAAAGAAGGGGAAGUGGAAAACCUUUUCAAAACCAGUGCACCUAUUGGAAGCGAAGGUAUAGCGCAUCCAGAAGCCAAGAGCUUUAGUCCAGUAUUUAGCAGCCCUAUUCCAGACGCCAACAAGGUCUUUGGGCAAAGCAAAACAGAUCUAGCAGAUACUAACCCUGAUACAUCAGCGCAGUUUAAAGAACUCUUUGAGACAUGUUCUGGCAAUUCAUUUACAGCUAGUGCAGAUGGUGGAUCUGUUUCAGCAUCUAAGAAUACUAGUGAUAGCAUUCUAAAAGAUGCUCCUAGCAGCUCAGCAGAAAAUAAAGCAAAGGCUGUGGAUAAUGUUAUAGACAGUGAAAAACCACAAGAAGAAGAGUUGAAUAAAAAUCCAUAUGAAUUCUCUGUUGAUUAUUUUCGAUACGAUUUACACCAGAGGGAAGUGCAAUUUCAGGGCACAUUGAACAAUCUACGUAAUAGCGUCAGCAGAUAUCAAAAAGCAGUAAACAGAUGUAACGCAUUGGAACAGAUAGCUCAACAUGUCAUAAAUCGCUCAUUGGAUGGAGUUCAAGCAUUGCAAGGACGAGAACACCAACUUGGCAUUAAAGCAGAUAAAAGAGUAAAGGCAGAAAGCGACAAAGUUUUGAAACUGCAAGAUGAAAUAGAACAGUUGAGGAAAAAAGAAGAGAUGGAUAAGAAAAAACUAGAGGAUUGCAAUCUAUGCUAUAGCAGAGCCCUAGACCAGAACAAACUAUUGGAGUCUACGAUGGAAUUAAUGCAGGACCAGCUGGAUAUCCUCACGAUCUCCCAUCAAAAGCUACAGCUUAGAUCGAAAGAAAACGAACAGACAAUUUCAGACUUAAGCAACUACAGUAUAUCUCUUAAGCACAAACUGGAGUGUUCUGAGAUCAGAUCUAAUAUGGUUGAAGAAGUCAUUAACCAUCUAAAAAGAAUUUUAUCUGUGGGAAAAGAUACAUUUAACACCACAGAGACUAGCUCACCAUCAUUUACUACUACAGUGAGCUCUUCAGCAAUGCACAGAAGAGACGCUUUGGCAAAAGAGGAAGAAAACCUUGCUGAUGCUUUUCGAAUAUUCAAAAAAGCCUAG